Paraglomus brasilianum is the source of this 2547-nucleotide messenger RNA. The record is from the annotation of a GenBank genome assembly. Lineage: Eukaryota; Fungi; Glomeromycota; Glomeromycetes; Paraglomerales; Paraglomeraceae.
AUGGCUGGAAAGAAGAGGAAAGAUCAUAAUGAGUUUGUUGCAUUUGCUGUGGUAAUGCAAAUUGGAGCUAUUCAAGAUGGAAGGAUGAUAAGCAAGAAGAGGUUGAUUAGUGGAAGAGUGCAGAAUAAUAAUCAUCACGUUAAAGUCUGUUUGAAAGACGCCGAAGUCAGGGUUAAUUACCCUGACAAAAUAUUACAGACACUUAUAAAUAAUACUGGAUCUCGUAUAGCCUUCCUCUUCCUUAAAAUGUAUCAUGAACGAUUUGACGACGAUUUUCAUACUAAAAAAAUGGAUAUUUUAUGUCAAAUCGAUUUAUCCUAUAUUUUAAUGUUUCAAAGGGAGGAAAUGCAAUCAAACGAGGAGAUAACAGAAGACUCCUUGUUUUAUCAAUUACUCGACUAUAUAUUCUCUAUGCCAGGACUACUCGCAAUAGCUCAACUUAGGUCAGCUCAAUCAUACCCUGACAAUACAAUUCUCCUUCGCUUUGUAAAGCCUAUAAACAUUUCGUGCAACGAACCUGAAGUUUUCUUACGCAUCGUUUAUCCCAAUGCAACUGUCACUAAACUAGAUAUUCCAUUAUCACCAGAGUUAAUUAGUACGUGUGUUGGAUAUGGGCAGGACUUUGUGCAAGUCGACGUCAUUCCUCCUCAUUAUCUGCUACUUUCGUACAUAACAAAGACGCUUGUUAAUGGGGAUCCAACGCAGAUACGAUUUCAGCGAAUAGGUUAUAUAAUCGACGUCAAUGGCCAAACACCCAACGGCAGUCAGAUUCAACUAACCGAGGCAGUUAUAGUACCGAGCAAUGCAAUUAUAGUUCCUAAUAUCAACGAAGAAGAUGGAUUUUUACUUACAUAUCAGAUGACAUACGAUAAUAUGAUUGGAUGGUCAAAAUGGAGCGCAGUCAGCCAAGAGAACCAGACUUUUACUAAAUUAGCAAGCGGUAAUCUUCCAGCUGUCCACAAUGCAUAUCCCUUUGCAACUACAAACGGUGGAUAUGGAAUAGCAUAUACAGUCUUUUCUUCAACUGCAGACAUACCAUGGAAGGCUAUCGUGCAACUAAUGGAAUCAGACUCGAAUGACUUUGGACAAACAUAUAUUAUUCACGAGGCCGACUUGGCAUUUUCCGACUUUCGUGUACAUUAUUGUGAUUUUGCGUACGCUGGAGCAGGAUACAAUUGCGUAUUAAAAUUAGAACAGAAGAAUGCAACAACUGGGGCUACGCGUGUUACCUUCAUGAUAGCAAACUUUCUUACUUCUGGAUCAGUUGUUCGAUUAGAUAAGUUGGGAUUCGAUGGCGUAACCCUUCCGUUUGAUGAUAUUACAUCUCUCUUCUAUGGCGGAUUUUUGGUGACGUUUUACAAUAAACCUAGCAUAGACGUUGACAGUGUCGUUGGUUACACGUUCCGUAACAACGGUUCUAAUGCUGGCCAGUGGGAUAUACCUGAUACAGUCAGAGUAUCUGAUACCUAUACUUUGUUAAGUAACAACACCCUUGUUGCCGUAUCGGAAAUUCAAAGCUACAGUUGGAAACUAGUUAGCACGGAUUUGAAUAAAUUCGUAGACGAUAAGGGUUAUGGUAAUCUCAACAUUAGCACGACUGAACCAAGGAUCAAUGCUAGUUUUCCGAUUCCGCGAGCGUCAAUCAACAUCACGUUUAUACAGCCAGUGUCGCUGUCGUAUGGAAACAUUUCCAUCUACCAAUACGACUCAACGGGGGGAAAAUUGCUGCGACAGACGGUGUCCGGGAUGUCGCCGUAUGUGCAAGCGAAAAAUGACGGAUAUGCCGUAUCAGUCAAAGUUCUCGAAAGUACAUUUAAUCAGCCGGGUGCAUCCUAUUAUGUAACGACGGACAACGACUUUGUUAAAUCAAAGCAGUUGGACGAACCGAUAUUUGGAAUAGCAAAAAAUAAAUGGAUUUUUAGCAGACAAGAAUUGAACGAUAAUGUAAAAGAUGAAGGAACGCUUGCUUUGUUACGACUCGGCCAAAACGGAACAGCAUACUUUAGUAACUUGGAUAAAAAUGGAAUGAACGAGUUUUUUGACGAGAUACUUUCUGAAUUGGUUGCUGUCAUUCCACUGCAACCAGGCAGGUUGACUACGUCAAAGAAACAUCAAUUCGACACUGCAAAUUCUUCCAAUGUUCUACUUCAAUUUCGUGUUGAGGCUGGUAACAUUUCCGAACCAAGUACCAAACAAGUUAUUACCGAUCUGGAUACAAUGGUGAAGAACAAAGCCAUUACUCCACUUGUUACUAAACCGCUUGCAUCCAUGCUUGAUGAGACAUUCGGAUUUAAACCUAUACCUGAUCUGUGGCAAAAAUACAAAAUGAGGCUUUUGUACUUGAUUGCAUUUUUCAUGUUAAUGCUCAUAUCUUUUGUCGCCGCACACCGCUUAUCUCCAGAGUCAAGGAAUUGGGCCAUAUUUCCGAUUACUUUUAUCUGCAUAGACUAUGCAUUAGACAUUGCUUUUAUUGUCAGACAUGGAAACGACGUACCAUCACUAUAUUAUCCAAGGUAUUUUUACGAUACGCAUUUCAUCGACUCGUAA